Messenger RNA from Monoraphidium neglectum, 1923 nucleotides. RefSeq lists its product as hypothetical. The transcript has 7 exons. Bases 1 to 1923 code for a protein of 640 amino acids. The record is from RefSeq and is a predicted model, not a curated record. NCBI's taxonomy places the organism in Eukaryota, Viridiplantae, Chlorophyta, Chlorophyceae, Sphaeropleales, Selenastraceae.
AUGACGCUCUGGGGCCCUGGUGAGGGUGAGACCGACAAUGGCAGCUUUGCCAUGCAGGCAGGACCGACAGAAUUUGGCAAAACCAUCAGGCCCGCCGCAGCCCCAGCGCCGCCCAAGAAGCCAACAGUCAGUGAUGAGGAGGAGGAGGAGGACGAAAACCCCUUUUCUGUUUACGAUGUUGAUGAGGAUGAUGUCAUCGAUGGUGAUGAGCCGCGCGUGGGCAAGGUGGCCGCGGCGGCUUCCCCAGAGCCAAGUGCCAUUGGAACCCAGGCGCCAGCAGGCGGCGCACCUGUAUGCGGCGCCUCAUCCACCAUCAGCUCUGGCAUCAUCCCCGCCACAGCGCCCUCCACAGACGCCAGCAUGGGCAACCGCAGCCCCGGGCGCUCCACUGGUGUGGACGCGGCACCCCUUGAGGCGGCCACGGCGCCGCCCCAGCGCCAAGACCAAAAAGCUCAGGAGGUGGAGCAGCAGCAGCAGCACCAGCAGCAGGAAGGGCAUCAGCUGCAACAGGGCUUCGAGCAGCAGCAGGAAGUUGCAGGUGCCACCGACCGUGCCGCCGCCACCCCGUCGGCACCAAUGGGUGCCCGCAGCGCCAGCCCCGCCGCCAGCGCCGGCACCACGAUGGUUGUGGAUCACCCUGCUUCUGAGCGGUGCAUGGAUGGAGACGGCAGCAUCUCAGCGGUGGACGGCUGCAAUGCAGGCGGCAUGGCGCUAGAGGGCACAGAGGAGCAGGCGGAAGACGACGGGAUGGUCACUGCGCCGGCCGUGCAUGGGCCUGCUCCGCCGCCAACAGAGCCGGUUGAAGUGCUGCCCGAGAUCCUGGUGGCCAGGGCCACCCCCGCCAGCGGUGCCGCCAUCACGGCGGACGAACACCCGGCGUUCAACUCCACGCCUGUGCACAUCGCGCCCGCAGCCGCGCUGCCAGAGACGCCCACGGCAGACCAGCAGCAGCACAACGCCAGCCCCGCCAGCCGCCUGUCCCUGGGCGCACUGCCGGCGCCCUCGCCUGCACCCGCCGCGCCAGCGACCCAGCAGCCAGCGCCCACGCAGGCGGUGGCCGAGGCGCCGGCCCAGGUGGGGCACAGCGCCGAGCAGCCUGCGGCCACCGCGAUCGCCCGCACCGCCGGGGCCGCGCUGGCACUGCCCAAGCCGCUGUCGCCGCGCGUCAAGGCGCUCCAGCUUCAGACAGCGGAGGUGGGCCCUACUGUGAGCCCCAAGCGGGCAGCGGCGCUCAACGCCAGCAAGCAGCAGCAGCAGCUCCCGGGCCUCACAAGGCACCCCCUGCACCAGCAGGACCGGGCCCAGAAGGCCCAGCUCGACGGCGCAGCUGCACCGCUGCGCGCGCUGACGCUCUCCGCGGCACUGCCACUGCAGCCGCAGCUCCAGGGCCCCACCUUCCCGCAGGCAAAGGGCCUGGUGCCCCUGGUGGCCCCCGCCCCUUCCGUGCCAGCCUGCAUCCCGGCAGCGCCCAAGCCCAGCCAGAUCACUGCCAGGCCAGCGCUGACGCAGCUGCCGGCGCCAUCGGCCCCUCACCAGGCGCCGCCCGCCCCGGCUGCCGCGCAGGCCCCGGGCAGCGGAGCGACGGCCAGCUGCAAGAUGCUGCUGGCCGCGCGCUCCCUGGAGGACGAGGUGCUGGAGCUCAGGGCCGGCGCCGCCGUUGCCGCCAACGCGCUCACACGCCUCGCCAACCCCGCGCUCGCGCGCCGCAUCGACAGCCUGGUCGCGCUGUCCGCGGACGGGCUUGACAGCCGGGCCGGCGGCGAGGGCGCGGGCGUUGUUGCUGGGGGCGCUGUGCCGGGCGCAGAGGCGCAGGCAGUGGAGAUGGAUGUGGACGGGGCGGAGAGGGGCGCAGCGGGCGUGCGCGCGGAUGGGCAGGUGGUCAAGGGCGCCCCAAUCUCUGAGCCAGCCACACUGCUCGUGUGA